CCCGCAGUACUCUGACCGCUGAUCACCUCGCUCGUCGUCCGUUUCGAAUGUGGUUGCCCGCCAUGGCGUCGUGUUGUUGUGCUUGGAAACUAAGCGUAUUCUUCAUUUCUUUUCUCUUUGGAGGUUCUGAUGCAGUAUUACCAGUUAAUGCAACUUCAGUCAAAGUUGGAUUCAUUUUAGAAGAUCCUAAAGUAGAAAACCAUGAUGCCAGUGAAGUUGUCCUGGACGGUUCCCAUAUUAACAGUAACUUGCACCUUUUGUGCUUCAUAGAGCCACGCCUACCACAAGGCACCGAUUAUGAGAUACACAAGAAUGAUCUAGUUAAAUGGGAAAAGAUCACAUAUACUCACCAAGCUGCAGAUAGUAUAAGAUACUGGUCAAAUGACCGGACUAAGACUGCUAUUUCUUAUAAUACUAGUUUUCACAUGAUCGGUACUUACGGCUGUUAUUAUGGAACACUUAACAAGACAAUAAAUGUGAAAGUUGAAAAUUUGAAUGUAGCACUGAAGCUUCACCCACCUACAAACUUCUCUGAAGUCCAAAAAUAUAUUAUGCACAUGAGAGACUUGACCAGUAUUCCUGGCUGGAGCACUUCCCAACAGCUUCUCCAGGGUAAAGGAGUAGAUGAAUCAUGUGAGGUUACACCAUCGUCUACUGCUAAUCCUAUUGGCAUGUCAGUUCAUCUCUUGCAUGCAUCAGAUGUAACGGUCAUCGGGGCUCUGGGUGACACGUUUACUGCUGGUCUUGGAGCGAAAGCAAGUUCUUGGAAUGGUUACUUUACAGAAUACAGAGGGGCAUCUUGGAGCAUUGGAGGAGAUGGAACUCUGAGCCAAGCUGUCACUCUACCCAAUAUUCUGAAGAUUUAUAACAAAAAUCUAAAAGGGUUUUCAUCUUCUAAGAUUGAUUGGAGUUUGAAUAUGGCGACAACGAUGGCCCCUAUUGAAGAACUGGAGACCCAGGUCAAGAAGCUUAUAAGUGAAAUGACUUCAGGAAAUGGCUUGUACAUCAAUUUCAAGGACGACUGGAAAGUUGUUACUUUGCACAUUGGCAGUUUUGAUCUAUGCCAUGUCUGCCUUGAUAAGGAGCGUUAUGGUCCAUCAGCCAUGAUCAAGCACCUCAUGCGCUCUUUGAAUCUUCUGAAAAGCAAGGUACCAAGAUUGUUCGUCAACUUGGUCUUGCCUGUUGACGUCAGUAAUCUAGACUCUGUGUUUAGUACAAGACCCCAUUGCAAGAUCCUUGGAUGGAAUGCCUGCCCAUGCGUGGCUGAUGGUGACGUAGCCAGUAAGCAUGUUGUAGCCUCAGCAGCUGCUACAUACAAGAAACUGGUACUAGAGCUGAUCAACAGUGGUAUCUAUGAUGUGUCUGACAAGUUUGCCGUAGUUAUUCAGCCAUUCAUGUUCAGGGGGCCUAGAAACAAGGAAGGGGGUCUUGUUGCCGAGUUCUUUGGCCCAGACUGUAUUCAUUUGAAUACUUUGGGACAUGCUUCUGCUGCCACAGCCCUAUGGAAUAAUAUGCUUGAACCCGUUGGUAACAAGUCUGAUGUGUGGCUAACUAAAGUUUCCUUGAAGUGCCCAACACAGGCAAGACCUUACUUUGCUACCAAGACCAACAGCCAUGUUGUCACUGGAAUGUUAACUGAUGAUGAGGAGGACUCCAACCUUGGCAUGCCUACUGGUGCUGCCGUAGCCAUAGCUGUCGUCCUUGGAGCUGUGGUGAUAGGAAUCAUGCUAUUUGUGUGGAAAAGUCGUAAUUCACGGCCACGUAAUGAGGUCAUCAGAUUGAUUCCAACAUCUCAUGCAAGACCAAGGAUAUAGUCGGAACUAGACUCAAAAGAAGAAGACCAAUGUCUAACCCUGCUAGUGAACCAUGUUGCAUAAUGUAGCCAAGUGCCCGGGGGAUUACUCCGAAAUCAAACAGACGGGGAUCAUCGUCUGGAUUUUUUGAAAACAACCCUAAAGAUACUCAAGUUUUUGUGGUCUGGUUAUAUUUUAACCCUAAAAGUACUAAAGUGGGCGUGGUCUGGUUAUAUUUUAACCCUAAAAGAUACUAAAGUGGGUGUGGUUAGGCAUAAAUUUAACCCCUAAAAAUACUUCAAACAAAAUAAAUAAUUUGUAAUAAAAACAUUUAAUUAAAACUGACUCUAGUGAUCUAAAAACACUGAAUGACACCUUUUAACGCUCUUUCAUGAGCUACAAGUUAGACGAGCGAUGGCUUUAAAAGCACCCUAUAAGAUACUGAGGUAAAAAAAAUCUGGGCAUUCUCAUUGUCACCACAGAAAGAUACCCAAGGCUUCAAAUUUACACCCUUAAAGAUACAACGAUGAUCCCCAUCCGAUGGAUAUAGGGAGUACCCCCGGGGCCAAGUGCUGCCUUUCUCUUUUGGUCAACAAAACAAGACUGCCCUUAGCAAUGUUGGAUGGCUGCACAGAAACCACUGAAACAACAACUAGCAUUUAUUCCCUCAAAACAUGAGUACUAUAACCCAAGAGGAGUUCAGUUCAAAACCUAGGGUUCUGUAUUUUUUUGAGAAAUUUUACAGUACUUGGAAUUUCAGCAUUACAGUAUAAGUGGGGUGAAGAAGAGGGAGCAACUACCUAUGUUCCUGUACUGUUUAAUUCAUAGGCCAUUGGCAUUGUAUAUAAAAUAGAAUUCAACUCUACGCCCCUGUUGUGAAAACGAGGUCGGUACCCCCAUUUUUUUUAUCACAUUUUUUGAAAGCCCUUAACUUCAAUAUUGUUUAUGCCAAGUUUUAAAAAAUUCUGGGUUGUAGAACUAUUUCAAGGGAAUUACCUUAACAGAAAAGAUGUAGAUUGCAUGACAUCGACAAAUUAGAAGAUAACCACAGUGGAUGUAAUAGAGUUGUUUUUAUUUGCACUUGAAAUGACUUUUUAAUAGAAAACAAUGAAAUUAUAGUGCAAUAAAGUGUAAUACGCUAAUGUUUAGUCCACAGGUUAAUGAAAAUCGCUCUAAUUAGAUUGUAUAUAUUAUAUGAGCAUGAUAAUUUAUAUCUAUGAAUGUAGUAAGAUUUUGCGAAAUAAAAUACUAGACUCAGAAUUUUAGGAAUAA
Molecule: messenger RNA, 3065 nt
Organism: Nematostella vectensis (starlet sea anemone)
Lineage: Eukaryota; Metazoa; Cnidaria; Anthozoa; Actiniaria; Edwardsiidae
Product: phospholipase B1, membrane-associated
Exons: 17
Coding region: 48-1814 (588 amino acids)
Biological process (GO): phospholipid metabolic process
Molecular function (GO): glycerophospholipase activity
Source: RefSeq, a predicted model, not a curated record